Molecule: messenger RNA, 1078 nt
Organism: Phyllostomus discolor (pale spear-nosed bat)
Lineage: Eukaryota; Metazoa; Chordata; Mammalia; Chiroptera; Phyllostomidae
Gene: FAM174C
Product: family with sequence similarity 174 member C
Exons: 3
Coding region: 218-613 (131 amino acids)
Cellular component (GO): extracellular region
Source: RefSeq, a predicted model, not a curated record
CCCCAGACAAGAUUUAGGGUGUGCACACAGCUGGCUAGGCGCAGAGCAGUGUGGGAAAAACUCAGGACUGCAGAGGUGAAGUGGGGUAGUGGAUAAGGGGCGGGGUGUUUCCGAGUGUCAAGCUCCGCCCCCUGUGAGCCAUUGGUUGGUACCGCCCUGUGCCAGUGAGGGACUGGAGUUCGCUGAGGCGAGUCGGAGCUACCGCUUCCGCAGGGCGAUGGGGCCGUGUGUGCUGCCCCUGCUGCUGCUCCUGCCGACACUGCUGCUGUCAGCGCUAUUCUGCGGAGUCCAGGAGGUCGCUUCCCUGUCGUCGGGCUCCUCGCAGUCUACGGUCUCGCCAUCACAGACCAUAGCAAAUGGAAGCCAGCCGGCUGUGCAGUACAACACUACGCACCUGCAGCCGCGGGGCUCGCUAGGCUCGCAGCUGCUGCGCUCUUUUUACGUGCUUAUUGGCCUCACCAGUCUGGUUGUGUUCUACUUCCUCAUCCGGGCCUUCAGGUUGAAGAAACCCCAGCGGAGGAGCUACGGCCUCCUCGCCAACGAGGACCCCACAGAGAUGGCCUCCCUGGACAGCAAUGAGGAAACCAUCUUUGAGACCACGAAUCUGAGAUGACAUUCAGGUCGGGGAGGCAGUGUUCCCAGAAGCCUUGGGGGAAGGACAAGAGACAGGGCCCCACUCCCAGUGCCUACACACCUGGCAGUUCUGCUGGCCCGAGAGCUCGAGUGGGACCUGCCCAGCCAGCCUGAAGCUACCUUGGCCCUCCACUGCCACAGGACCACCCAGGAUGCCAGGUGCGAACCAGAGGGGCCUCUGGCUGCCCCAUCCAGGAUUCUGAGACCCUAUGGCUGGACUUUGACUUGUGCCCCUGACCCUCCCCCCCGGGGACACAGCUGAGACCUGGCAGGCAGGUGGGCUUGUGGUCCUGUCUGGGAGAGCCUUCCUACUGGGCUGAGAACAAUAAAGGCAGCAGUGGCUCUGUAGUUGUCACCCAACUCCAUAUUGGGCCAGACCUGGCAUCCUGGCUCACAGGCAAGGUGGAUAGCAGAACAGAGCUUGAUCCAGGCCUGGCUUUUCUUA